This is a messenger RNA of Magallana angulata, 3287 nucleotides long. RefSeq names its product solute carrier family 49 member 4-like. The transcript is spliced from 11 exons. Gene Ontology annotation, molecular function: transmembrane transporter activity. Gene Ontology annotation, biological process: transmembrane transport. The coding region runs from base 1748 to 3142 and encodes 464 amino acids. Lineage: Eukaryota; Metazoa; Mollusca; Bivalvia; Ostreida; Ostreidae. The record is from RefSeq and is a predicted model, not a curated record. Gene Ontology annotation, cellular component: membrane; intracellular membrane-bounded organelle.
AAUUCCAUUUCGUUUCGUUUCGCACUUUACAGGCGCCCUCACUAAACACAGUAGAAAUCUUGGCACUAACAAGUACUCGAAGGAUUAUUUAUAUUUUUUUAAAAAUACAUUUAACCGAACUCGUUAUUCAAAAGACAAAUAAAGUAUCAAACGUCAACAACCCUGAGGCCAAGCUUAGAGGAAACAUAGGCGGCUCAUGGUUUGUUGUGACCUGACGGCGUGUCAUGACCCUGACCUCAUGUUAUUUAUGCAAGGUCUAGGUUAUUUGACCAAGGUGAAGGUCUCAUAAGAAAAUGCCAGGUCGGGGAUGUUCGUGUUAAUCUAGAUUUUUAUUGGAAUUUGCACGAGGACUGUGUUGAUGGAGGCCAUUAUAUUGUAUUAACUGUUUUGAUUUAAACAAUAAAAUGCUUUCUUUGGUGAUUUAUUCGGGAUAUGAAGGGAGCGACAUUGCAGGAAAAAUACAUAACCCGCGUUAGCGGGUUAUGUUAAUUUUUCCUGCAAUGAUCGCUACCUUCAUAACCCGCAUGCAUCAUCAAAGAAAGCAUUUUAUUGUUUAUAUUAACAUCUUUCUUUAACUAAUUAAUAAAUUGAUUAUGAGUAAAAUUCACUAAAUUACUGUUAAUGUACAUAAGUACGUUAGCUAAAAGAAACACCCAAAUCGUCUCUUGUGAGACUUUGAGUCUGGCAUCAUCAUGAUUAUUUCGUGCAGUCCGUGAGUUUACUUAGGUCGUUGUAGAUUCAGACCAAUCGAUAAACAGGGCGUGUCAAUUUCAGUCCUGUCACUUUCAGCCGCUGUAAAUUUCGACCAAUCGAUAAAUGGGGCGUGUAAAUUUCAGUUUGGCUGUUUCUAUAGAGCUAUGAAUUGACUAUAUUUUUCCGUAAGAAAAAUGGAAAUUAAACAUGGUAGUUGUAAAUAUAUAAAAAAUAUAGCCAGAAAUACAUUAGCGUGUGUUUGGACUCCCCAGCUGGGGAUAAUGGACGAGUUCGGUGCAUCACAUUUGUUACAUGAUGUUGAAGGACAGCACUAUUACCAUGUUGUAAAUAAAACAGAAAUUUGCAAUCGCUAUUUAUGAAAAUUAAGAUAAAAGUCAGUAUUUGUUUACUCUGAGAAUUAUUUUCUUUUUAAGAUCCAAAUAGCAACUAAGCUUUUGUAUGUUGGUGACUAAUUAAAACCGUUUUAACAAGACAUUGGACUUUCAGUAGCAUGUAACGAUCUAUUUCUUGCGUCAAAACAAGUUAAAAUGACGCUGGUUUCAAUCGAUAUAUACACCGAUUGCGUAGUAUUCGUCAAAAGCCCGACAAAUCCUGUUGAUUUCAAAGAGCCAUGGGUGAGUCGCCAGCAAUGAAAUAGACAGGCCAACGUCACAUUGCUGUUUGACUCAACUACCUAAAGUCCAAGCUCUUGUUAAAAUGGUUCUAUAUUUAGAACAUAUCUCCAUAGGUAUCUCAUUCGUGGAACUGGCCUAUUUAUUCAUGAUAUCAUAAAAAAUUUUCUUAUUUCAUUAAAUGUUGGCGGUACAUAUUAGUUUUACAUUUGAAUAAAAAUUCACAAGAGGGAAAAAUAUGUUACCGGUAUAUAUCUGGACCAUUUGUCCCUUAUUGUUAGAGAGUUGAUUAUCCACAGCAGGUAAACUUAUAUUAUCUAAAUACUAUUAUCACAUGACCCCAGGUGAUUGAGGCGUAAACUUUGAUAUCGGAUUUAUCUUAAACGAUCUUGAACGAUCUUAAAAACCCGUUACCGGAAAUAAUGACGACCGGAAGUACUCAAGUAACUGAGUUACGGGUGCAUGGCGUAAGGUGGUAUUUGUUGUCUGUCGUCUCGCUCCACUGCUGUCUCCAGAAUGCCGUGUGGGCGGCGUUUCCUCCCAUCGCUCAAUCGGCCAAGCUGGUCUAUGAUUGGACAGAUUCUGACAUCAACAUGUCUUUGAUUUAUGGAAAUAUUGGUACCAUUGUUCUGUUGCUACCUAUGAUUUGGAUUGUGUUUGCAAAAGGCAUGAGGACGGCUCUGCUGUUGUCCACCUUCUUGACGGCCAUUGGUACUGCACUAAAAGCCCUUCCCGUCGGCAAUAAUCUGAAUUCAUGGCUGAUUCCUAUUGGUCUUUUCUUGAACGGUUGCGGAGGCGCUGUGACGUCAGUUGGGGCUACCGUCCUUUCGGAGACGUGGUUCCCGCCCUCUCAGCGCGCCACAGCCACCGUAUUCUACCUCGUAAGCGCCGCUGUAGGCGGGGCUCUUGUUUUCAUUGUAGGUCCUGCUGUUGUGCCAGAGCCAAUCGCAUUAUGUGACAAUAUCACGUGGUCGAAAAAGUCAAACUGCAGUGAACAAAACAAAUCAUAUAUCAAUUCACACGAGGUACAAGAAGGAUUGAAAGUUUUAAACAUCACCGAGUGCAGCUUAGCCGUACUGUUGUUAAUCUCAGUAAUUUUUCACUUUCCAAACAAACCCCUACAUCCACCCAGUGUGACGGCGAACACACAGAGACUGGGGCUGAGGGAGGGAGCGAGAACAGCAGUCAGGGAAUGGAGAUUUUGGCAUUUGGCACUGUGUUGUGCCAUUUCCACUUCAGUAUACGCAUCAUGGCUAACGACUGCGGAAGUUGUGCUACAUCCAUUUGGCAUAUCACAAAAAGAAGCUGGGUGGAUGUCUUUUUCGGGUGCUAUUGGUGGGACACUAUUUGGAAUGGUUCUAUCAAGGUUGUCGGACAUCUUUCAUCGCAAGAUGAAAGUGAUUAUGAUGGCCAUGUUCAGCAUUGCUACUGUGUUUUACCUUCUUUUCAUUUUGAUGUUGAUUGAAGUAGUACCAAAUGAACAUUGGUUGUUCUAUUUUGCGUACAUUGCUGCCUGUGUUAUGACCAGUGGGGCCCAGCCACUCUACUACGAAAUCGCGUGCGAGAACCUGUUUCCGGUCUCAGAGGCCGUUAUAUCCGGUUUCCUGGCUUUUCUCCUCAAUGUCGGGAGCUCCUUAUUUCUACUUGUGACUCUCAUACCCGGCAUAGGUACCAUGUGGCCAAACUGGGCGGUGUUUGUGACGUCAUUACUGUCCGUUGUGGUGUUGUACUUAUUCAAAGAGGAGUACAGGAGACUGGACAUAGAUUUACCAGUCAGCCAAUCAGAAGACUCGGACCCUGAACAUAAUCGUUUCUGACAGUGCAUUUAACUUUUUCUAUCACCAUCAACUACUUCGAAGUAUUUAAAAGUUUCGAAAAGAUGGUCGAUAGAUGUAUUGCAUUUUACCGUACUUUUUUAUUUUUGCUCUUAUAUUAUCAGGAUGAUAUUAAAAUAAAAAUUUG